Molecule: messenger RNA, 6015 nt
Organism: Mytilus californianus (California mussel)
Lineage: Eukaryota; Metazoa; Mollusca; Bivalvia; Mytilida; Mytilidae
Product: ADAM 17-like protease
Exons: 23
Coding region: 32-2362 (776 amino acids)
Biological process (GO): membrane protein ectodomain proteolysis; Notch signaling pathway
Cellular component (GO): plasma membrane
Molecular function (GO): metalloendopeptidase activity
Source: RefSeq, a predicted model, not a curated record
UUACCAAUGAAAACAUUUUCAGAUCGGCAAGAUGUUCUCCCUUAAACUAGUGCAUAUUCCUGUAUUUUUCCUUGUUGUUAACACAAUUCAUGGAUCUAUUGAUGAAAAGUUAGGCUAUUAUGAGACCCUUGAAUCAGUCGAUAUUGAAAGUGUUGCGAAAAGAAGCAUUGGUGACUCUCCUCAUAAUAAGCAUGUAAAAUUUUCAGCUUUAGGAAGAAAUUUUUCUUUGGAUUUAGAAGUAGCAAAGGGGUUAUUUACACAAGAUUUUAAAGUGCAAUUAGUUCACAGCGAUGGAACCUUUUCAGAUGAGCAUCUAGAUACUAACAGCUUUUAUUAUGGAACUUUAGAUGGAGAGGAAAAAUCUGAGGUCAAUGCAUUUCUCCAUGAUGGGGUUAUAUCAGCUACAAUAUCCAUCCCUGGUGAAAGUUUUAUUAUUGAGCCAGCAUGGAGACACAUAGACACCCUUGUCAGAGCAAGUAGAACUAUGAUGGUUUACAAAGGAAGUGAUACAAAAUGGCCUAAAGAAAUGGAAGAGGCUCAGAAAGGGGGAAAUGGUCCAAAUUUUUGUGGUGCAGCACAUAUAGAUGGUGAUGAUGGAGAGACAGUAGGAUUCACACAUGCCCAUGAUCAUGAUGAAGAUGAACAUGAUAUACCACACAGCAGAAGAAAGAGAGCUACAGGAAACAAAAUGUGUAGAUUGAUAGCUGUAGCUGAUUACAAGUUCUACCAAACUAUUGCUGGGAAUGAUAUUUAUGAUGCUGCAAAUUAUAUAGUUGGCAUCAUACAGAAAAUCAACCUGAUCUACAAACCAACUAACUUUGGACAAGGAGUAGGAUAUGGAGUGGAACUAGCUAUGCUGAAGUUACAUGAAGGACCAACACCUACAUCUGGUAGCACAACUGACUACAACAUGAUCAAGUCAUGGACUAGCCCUUAUGAUUUGUUGACAGAAUUUAGCCAAGGUGACAAGUGGAAUGAUUAUUGCUUAGCUCAUCUCUUCACCCAUCAAAGUUUUUCUAACAAUGUCUUAGGUCUAGCCUACAUAGCUAGCUCUAGUACAUCAAAACUUGGUGGAAUCUGUUCUGCAGCUUCAACAAAGAAUGGAAAGCCCAUCUAUUACAAUACAGGUCUAACAACCACAAAGUACACUGGUGGAGGUACAGUAUUGGCUAAACAGUCACAACUUGUUACUGCUCACGAAAUUGGGCAUAACUGGGGAAGUGAACAUGAUCCAACAUCUGGGGAUUGUGCUCCAUCAUCAUACUUUGGUGAUGGGAAAUAUCUGAUGUAUCCUUACUCAGUGACAGGAGAAGAUCCCAAUAAUGAUGCUUUUUCAUCAUGUAGUAAAGGAUAUAUCAAUUCUGUUCUGGCUAAUAAAGCUGCAACUUGCUUUUCUGAGGACACAUCAACAGAACCUUGUGGAAAUGGUCGAGUUGAUACAGGUGAGCAGUGUGAUGGUGGAUCACUGGGUAAAUUUAAUCUGGAUCCCUGCUGUACUACCAGUUGUCAAUUCAAAUCAGGAUCAACUUGCAGCCCAAGUAACCAUGCUUGUUGUACAACGACUUGUCAAAUGGCAACGGUAGGAGUGGUCUGUUCCAGUGACCUACAGGAAGUCUGCACUGCACAGUCAUUCACUGGCAGUAGUUUUGAUUGUCCACCAGGGGCCAACAAAGCACAGGGAACUUCCUGUCUAGAUGGAGGACAGUGUGAUGGGUCAGGGAAUUGUCAAGCCUAUUGUGAAGCCCGUGGUUUACAGUCAUGUGUCUGUGGUGAUGUUGGUGAUUCCUGUAAAAGAUGCUGCAAAGAUACUACAGCAACCAGUCCAACCUGUUCAGCAAUAAACCAAACAGCAUUCCAUCAAGAUGGACGACCAUGUACUGUUGGAUAUUGUAAACAGGGAACCUGUAUAAACUCUGACCCUAGCUACAUAUCCAGAUUCUUUGAUUUGAUAGAUCAAAUAAGCUUUGAUUUUAUUGCUGAAGCAUUUAAAACAAACAUGGUAGCAUUUAUACAGGUAUUCUCUUUGCUUAUCUGGGUACCUCUCAGCUGUGUAGUUUGGUGUAGGGACAAAAGAAGUCAAAAAUGGUCUAGAAAUGAAUUAAACAUUAAAAAAAGAGAAAACAGAAAUUUGAUGGUAGACCAAGAUGGCCGUCCUAUCAAAAGACCAGCAAAAAAGCCACGUUCUGAUAAUCCUUACCUGUCCAUGGAGCCACGGUCGCUCUCUGGAAGACCUUACAGCAGUCAUGCUCUGAGCAAUAAACCAGGAAAAUCUCAGAAAAACAAGGUGAAACCCAACAGAAGAAGAAGAGAUGAGAACCAUUUAAGCAUGUCAAGAGAGUUAGAUGGUGAUAGUGUAGCAUAAACAGAGGGGUGGUUUGAGAUCAGAAGAGUUGAACAUAUAAUUAGCUCUGGAGCAAUGUAUGAAAUUGUAGUACAGUAAAACCUGGUAUAAAAGUCACCUUCAUUUUGCCAAAAGCUGUUUUUGUCAGGUCACCCUCUUCUUAUUCCACUGUAUGAAUACCUGUGCAUUUUAAACCUCAACUCAAUAGCCACCUCUCUUAUAAGGUCACUAAACUAUUGUACUUAGAGGUUGACCUUUAUAUACAGGUUUGACUUUAUUGUAGUUUUAUUCCUAUCUUUAGAUAGGAAAAAUUCUUCCUUAAAUCCACACCUGAAAACAAACUAUUGGAUGUCCAUUAAUUUUCAUUUCUCAAGCCCUGUCUUCUUGGCUUAAAAGUGUCAAAUGGGUUUGUUUCAAAGUUUUAUAAUUAUUUAUUUGCAUCUUUUUUUUUACCAAAGGAAAAAUUCAUGUUGAUGCUGUUUGAAAAAUUCUACAGUUUCGUUUUGCAACUUUGUUUAAAUGGAAUAAACAAAAACAGUGUUUUCAUUCCAGAGUUAUUGCCCCUGAUUUUCUAAUCAUAUGAUUUGAGGUCUCUUAAUUUAUCUAUUAAGGUGAAAUGGAGAUCUCUGGAAUCAAGAACAUUUAGUUUAAACAUAGACAAAGGAAAUAGGAUUUAAUUAUAUAGUAGAAUGCUUUUUUUAAUGAAUUAGUAGUUCAUAUUGUGUAUUUGGAUUUUUAGUUUUUGCCUCCUUGUAAUAUUUUGCAUUUUUUAUUUACAUAUUUUUUAUACAUCUGAGGCUUUUGUUAAUUCUUUUGAAAUUUAAUCAACAAAUUUGUUCAGCCCUAUGUAUAUCAGAACAGACAAAGUAAAUAUCUCUUAUCGCAUUUUGAUUUUUUGACAUUUGGAUUAAAAUAUUUCAUAAAGAUAUCAUGGUAUUCACAACUAUUUCAAUAUGAUGUCAUUUGUAUGUGUACAUUUUGUAGUCCUUGACAAACUAUUCUAAUUCAUUUAUAAUUUUUUUUUUAUCAAAUAAAUUGAUUUAUAAGGGAGUAUUUUGAAAUUACUACAAGACAAGGAACAUAACUAUAUACAUUUUGUUUUUGUAUUUGAAAACUGUGUAUGCAAAUUUACCCAAGACUGUUGUAACAGACAUUAAUUAACAGUUUGUUUGACACCCAAGUUGUCAAGUGAAGCAUUUCAAUUGUUUGUCCAAAUUAAUUUGGCUGAAUUUAAAGGAGUGGGUUCGAUAAGACCCUAAAAUGGCCCCUAUUUCUAGCUAUAGUUUCAAAUUAGGAUCUAUUGACCAAAAUCACAAUGAAUCAUAGCCAAUACAAUGACUAGAUAGGAAAUAUGAAAUUUUGUUAAAAAUUUACAUACAUGCUAUCUAUUCAUGACGUCACAAAUAGGACUUAUUUUGAUUUUCAACAACAAUUCAAUGAAUACAGGUAAAUUUCUAUUCAUUAUUUGGACAGGAAACACCAAUUGCAAGUGCAUGCAUCUACAAAAAAGAUUUUCUUACAUGAUAUUUGUUAUAACAUUUUACAUAUCUGACUUGAAUAUUUAGUUUGUCGACACCUGCUCUCUAUGUUUCCUAGGUCUUAAGUUGGUUGAAAUUUGAACAAUUUAAAAAUUCACAAAAAUCUCUAUUUUUGGCCUAUUUUGGAUGUAAAAAUCCACACUUUAAAAUAAAACUUGGACAAAAAAAGUUCUAUUGAACUUUCUUACAUGUCUUUUCAUCACCUUAGAACAUUUAUUUUUUUUUUAUCUUGAACAUUUAAUUCAAUAAUUGGGGCCAAAUAAGGCCCAUACUGAACUUACUCCUUUGCUAACAAACUUUCUUUUCAUGGCCUUAUCUAAUUUGGUAUGUAUUGGUAUGCUUAAUAGUGCUAAACAUAUAUUUGUCCCACAUGUUUAAAUCAGUGGUGGAUCCAGGGGAGGGGUUCCGGGGGUUCAAAUCCCCCUUUUUUUUGACGAUCAAUGCAUUUGAAUGGGGACAUAUAGUUGGAACCCCCUCUUUUUCCUGGGUUAGGAACCCCCCCUUUUAUAAAUGGCUGGAUCCGCCCCUGUAAAUUACUUUGGUAUUCAGUCUUACCCUUGUUUUUCUAUACUUUCCAAAUUGCAAAUGAUAUUCUUUGGUCAUGCUAGCAUUUAUCAGUGUUUAUUGUUCUGUUUUUGUUUAUGUACUUGAACCAUGUGUUGUUACAUAUAUAAUUUGUGUUUAUCUAGUUUAUCUUAUUAAUAUACUAAAUGGAAUAAUAACCCAUGGUCCACUCAGUAGCAAACAUUUAUGCCAGACAACAGCCCAUGGAAUAGCAUAAAUUUAAGCCAGAAGUAGUUUUUUUCUUUUUUCAACACUUGCAAUUUUGUAUAUAUCAAUAGACAAAGUAGCCAAUGAACUUAAAAACAUUUAAAUUUUCUACUGUACAUGUGCCUGAGGCUAUUUGUAUAGUGAUAUAUAUAUAUGUGUGUAUUGUUUUUUUGUUUGUUUUUUUAUUUAAUAGCUUUUACCCAUCCAUGUCUUUAUUUUGUUAUUUUUCUGACACAUUGUAGAGGGCCAAAAGAUCUUUUUUUGGAACAUCCGGAUUAGGCCUUUAUGUUUGAGGGAAUUCAGGAUUUAAACCUUUCGGACUCUGAAAUUGAAGAUUUAUUUUUCAGGAUCUGGGAAAGACAUUUUUUUUAGGGAAUUCGGGAUGACACCCCCUCCUACCCCCCCCCCCCCCCCCCCCCCCCCCCCCCCCCCCCCCCCUUCAUUGCAUACUGCUUGUCUUGUUUGUUUAUUUUAUUAAUAUUUGUUUAUAUUUUUUGAUAUUUUACAAGUGCAUAAUAGAUAUUGAAAUAUUAAGAUUUUGUUAAAUGAACAAGAGUCUGUAAAUAUUUCCUUAUUUUAAAAUAGAGCUCAAUGAUCUAAUCAAAAUGUGAUAGAAAUAAAACUAUUUUUUUUCACAAUUUUUUAUUAUUUAUAGCUAAUGAUGUAACUUAAACAGAUUUGCAAUAGAAAUACUCAUAGCCUGACAUUUUUAGGGUAAUAUUUUUUUUUACAUAAUUGUUGUCUAGAUUUAUUGAAACAUUUCCCCACCCUAUAAAGUCUUUUUUUAAAAAUAAUAUUUCCUAUAUUUAUGAUUAAGUUUCAAUAUACAGCUUUGGGUUUUCUCUCUCUCUGACAUUUUUUGAAUUUGUAGUUUUAAGUGAGAAAUUCUGUUUCGGUACAUGUUAUUCAAGCCAUUACAUUUCUUAUCUUCUGAAAAUAAAAGAAAACUAUCAAAAGAGAAGUAAUUUUUACUGAUCUUUUCUUUCAAAACAAAAUACUUCUUUGUGAUACAAAAUAAAAGUCAUAAUAAGCAUACAUGUUUAAUUGUUAUGUAUAGUUCCGUCCAAAUAUAAUUUAUUUGUUCUCUUGUAUUUUGAUACAUUUUUUAAUGCAAAAUAUGUAUAUUUACAUAAUUUUUUGAACGUUUAUAUUGUUAGAUGUUGUCUGUUUAAUAUUUUGUUAUCUACAUACAUAUCUUAACCUUUAUAUUUUCCAAACUCUUGAGAUUGUUUACUCUAGUGCACUGCUUAGAGCAGGGAGCAGUCCUAUCAAAUGAAGAAAAUUAUUUUGUUUAACAGAUGAAUUUUAUAUAUAUGUAAACUUUUUUGUAAUAAUUUGUAGUAAUAAAAUUAAUUUAUAGUACAA